AUGACGAGCACCUCAAAACGAGAUGAGAGACGCAUCUUUGAACACUUCGUUAUCGCUGGGCUAAAGGGAGAUGCUGAACACAUUAGCCCGACGGCGCAAGAAUGUGGUCGUCGUAAUGCAGAACAAUUGGCACCAAUCACCGAUAUUUGUGUCAUCUUUCCAACACUCGGGGAAACGGUCCCAGAAGGAUUUGAGAUAAUUGAAACGACACCGUUGGCAUAUCCAGCUGACUUGAAUCAUGGUUCUUUUCGAGCGACAUCGUGUUUCAUAUGCUUCCGCCGAGGAUACCACAAGCCACCACUUAUUGACAUUGGAGUACUUGAUCAAGGGAAAGGUGAAAAGCCAAUGGUUGAUUCGGCUACGGUUCUUACAACACCCUUUGGAAGAUCUGCAAACGUUAACAACUCAGCAAAUGGUGUUUUCCUGACAUAUCGCCGUGCUUCACCAAACAGUGCUCCAAGUCAACUGGUCGUCACACAUAUUUGUAUCAUUAUUGCUAGCAAAGGAGAGAUUCCGCCACAUACCUACUACAAAAUACCAAAGAAUUUAAACAAGGGAAUCAUUGGUUCCGAAAUCUACAUCUGCUACAAGAAGUCUCUUGGAACGGCAAAGCGACUUGCAUACAAACCAGCUAUUCUUGAUUACUUUCCCAAGAAUGACGGCGAAAACCUGGAAGAUCUUAAGCUGUUGUCAAAUGUUCCUCUAUUUUGUUUGCCGAUGGGUGCUUUAAUAGAAUGCUGGCCAAACAAAUGUCAAACACCCGAACGAUUAUACUCUACCUUUGUACUGACUGAUGAGUAUAACCGAAAAUAUUAUGGUGCUUCCGUGACUUUUUAUGAGCGCUACACGGGCGAAUUAACGGAAGAACAAUUGGACAAAUUGGGGGUGGAAGUACCCGACAAUGAGAAAGUAGUUGGAGCUGUAGAUGACACUGCAUCAACAAAUGAUCCGGCUGAACAGUUGUCAUUUCACACAAACAUCUCAAUAUGCAUUGUGUCUCGGUAUCCAUUCUUCUAUCCAUUCAAAAGGUUUUUGUUCUACAUUCAUCGAAUGUCUUUAUCGGCUUCGACAAUUCACGCGGUUCCUAUUGAGCGUUAUAUUUCACAUCUUAUGUAUGAAGUGUCGUUUCCCUCUUUGCGGAGACCUCGUGUUUUGAUGCAAUUGGGCGCUGAAAUGGUUACUUUUGAAGCACAAGAUGAACAACAACUACCACAAUAUGGAGCUGCUCUGUUUGAAGCGUUAAAGAGUCUCGGUGCUGAUAACAUGAUGUAUCUACUCGUACUGGCUUUGCUGGAGCAAAAGAUACUGAUUCAUUCAUUGAGGCCAUGGUUGCUGACUGCCGUUGCGGAGAGUGUUUGUACAUUGAUGUUUCCAUUUCAUUGGCAAUGCCCCUAUGUUCCACAAUGUCCACUAAGUCUUGCCGGAGUUCUCCACGCGCCUCUUCCAUUCAUUGCGGGAGUCGAUUCUAGAUAUUUUGACCUGUAUGAAGAUCCGCCUCAUGAUGUUACUUGUUUUGACUUGGAUACUCAGACGAUCAGUGGAAGCACGGCUCGCCAUGAAAUCAAAACCAACAUUCUCCCAAAGAAACCGAUGAAACGAUUGCGAGCAGCCCUGGAGGCGUUGAAUAAACAAAUUCAAACACAAGACUUUGCUGUGGGUCAGAUGCAGACAAAAGCUGACUAUGUGAGACCCGAUCUGGAACAACAAGUACAACUUAAGAAGAAAAUGAUCGAGAUUGGGAUUCAAGAGGCUUUUUUGAAAUUUAUGGCUUCUAUUAUGCGUGGUUAUCAAGCUUUUCUGCGACCAAUCGUCUCGGCUCCAAAAUGUAAAUCGGCAACUGAUACGGGAAACUUGUUCGAUAUUGAUGGCUUUCUGAGAACAAGAGAUAAAGAAAAGCAGGAAUUUUACAGAAGAUUUUGUUCUACUCAAUCGUUUAUUCGAUUCAUCGAAGAGCGAUCAUUUGUUUCGGACAAGUCAGCUUACAAUGCCUUCUUUGAUGAUUGUGUUGAAAAGACAAUUUUUGCAGAAGAAACGGGUACUGACAUCGGGCAACUAUUGGAAAUCGACACUUCCCUAUCAUCAAACACCGUGUUUAUUCCCCCACCGGAGCCGCUCAUCAACGUAGAAUCAGGCACAGAACGAGGAUUCCGAUAUAAUGGAUUCCCACGAACUUUGGACUUCAACCACUUCCAAAUGAACAAGUUAAACAUCGAGCAAACGAAUGACUCAAAACAGCAAAUACCGAUGGUUGAGAAGGAGAUUGGAAGGUGUGCCGCUGUUCGAACAAAACACGAAACACGAUCGUCACUUAUGAUGGCAGCCAACGGAGUGAGAACGCAAAGAUUAUCUUGGCCCAAGACAUUGCUGUUCUACGCUUACUCUCUGUGGUUCAUGCAAUUGCCAUCCAUGCUUGCCAUUUCAAAGAACAAACGGAAGACUCUACGUUUGGCUUUUCAUGUUUUAUCUCGGCUAGAAGCAACAGAAGUGAUUCCAUUGGAUCAAGUAUGUUACCGAAUUCUGAUCGAAAUGUGUGGACAAUAUGGCGAACCACAUCUUGCUGUGCGAGUAUUAUAUGCAAUGCGCCGAUCUGGACUUGAGCAGAAUGCUGUCACUUAUGGUUUAUACCAUCGAGCUGUGAUGAAUGUUGAAUGGCCAUCACCUAGUCGUGUACGAGCUGAACAGAUUUGGCAUCGCCUGAGGCUUCAAUUGCUGGGAAUGACUUAUUUCCGACACGGUAGAAAGUUUACGGGCACUAGUUCUCUUACUCCAGGAAUCGAUGCAGUAUCGGUAUCAGAUCCUGGUUAUCAUAGUGAAGCUGUGGCCACUCCAUCUUCACAUCCGCAGAUUCAAGUUCAAAUUGGAGGAGAGGAGGAUUUCGAAGAUGAGGACACUUCACAAGCGGCUCCAUUCACGAUCACAUACACGCCAUUGGACAGUCAAUCAAUUUGUUCCAGCGAACCUCAUCCACUUGAUAAUCUUCACUCUUGUAGCACUGCUUCCCCUGAUCGAAAAUUCACUCCUGAGCCAACAACCACUGACCCCCUUGGUGCUUUUCAUGUUGAAAGAGCUGAUCAUGACCGACAAAGAUCAGCUCCGCCUGAAAUUCACAUGUCUCCUGCUCGGGCGAAGUUCUUGGCUGAUCAUAGAGAAGAUUCCCUAUUCAAGGAAGAAAUCGAAAGCAAACCAGAAAAAGAAAAGAAAAGCAGUGGAUGGUGGAAAGGAAUGGCGAACAGCCCUUUGAUGAAGAUGAUCAAGAGCCAAACAACAGACCAUCUUGACAAACGCUCUUCCGCUUCUGAUGGCUCGGGUGGCUCAGAAAGUGGGGCGGCGGGUACGCUUGGUGGUUUUGUGGCCAGCCCGUCGCUUCAUAACAUUGUCUCUCAAGUAAAAAGAGGCUAUGACGAAGUUGUUAGGGAAGGAGGCGUUUCUUCGAAACUGCGCCUUGGAAUGUCUUCAAUCUACCAGGAAGUCAAGGGAAUUCAAAGAUCGACUGGCCUGCUUGGCAGUGGACAAAUCUUUGGCGGAGAAGCGGACGAUCCACAGACUGUACAAAUCAAUCAAGAGAAUUCCGUCUUUCAAUUGGACUCCGGCUCGGCAGAUACGCUGCUCCAUGAAAAGUUUUGGACUGAUGGAUUGUUUGAGAAGGAUGAAGAGACUCCAUCUACUUCAAAAAUCCUCGAUGUGACGAUGUGUGUUGCAACGCCAUGUCCUCAUUGCCACCUGAUGAUCUACGAUGAGGAUAUUAUGGCUGGAUGGAAGGUCGAAGAUCAAAAUAUGAAUACCGAGUGUCCAUACUGUCAAAUUGUGUCGACGGGUACGAAAGAACAGCCAGGUUGCUUUGCGCCGAUGUUGCACAUCAAUUUCCAAUGGAAGAACAAUUGUCGAGUGAGUUGGUAUCAGCCACAUUUGAAAGGCUCUGCGGACACAAACGAAGCAUCCAACGACCAAGAGUUACCCCCGGCACUCACUGUGGCAUUCAUUUCACCAAUUGUCCUUCGACGAGAACUUGAAACUUUGGUUGCACAGGACAUGCUCUCAUUCAAGAAUAAGUCCCUCAUGGAAAGCCAUCCGAUAGUAUUUUGGAACUUGGUCUACUUUUUGCGUCGACUCGCUUUGCCAUCUCAUCUUUUUUCGUGGAUUGGCUCCAAUGUGCACAUCAGAUGCGUUUACGAUCGACCGACUUUUCAUCCCAGUGCGCCGCCACUUUACAUCAGCAAUCAAGCAUAUUCGAAUUUGACAUUGCUAAAUUCGCAUACAUCAAGGGAGUCUUCUCGAAAACAAGUGACAACAUCUGUUGGUGAAAGCAAUAUGUUUAAGGCUAUCCAAGCUCUUGUGAAUGAAAGUCGAACGGUUGAUGAUGGAAAUGUGGUUUUGAGUGCCCAUUUCCCUAUAUUCAGGGAUAUCCAAUUCGCCUCAAUCGACGAGUACGGCCGGGCGCUUAAUCGAUGCAAUUUGGAUGACGCAUAUCAAACGGAGUUUGAUCGACUUCCACCGAGGAUCAAACCACUUCUCCCUAUCCAGGACAACCCGUCACCACUUUUGAACAGGGCCUGCAAGAUGAUAUUUGUGCCAUUGGAUCUCUUC
This is a messenger RNA of Mesorhabditis belari, 4584 nucleotides long. The record is from the annotation of a GenBank genome assembly. NCBI's taxonomy places the organism in Eukaryota, Metazoa, Nematoda, Chromadorea, Rhabditida, Rhabditidae.